Populus euphratica (Euphrates poplar) is the source of this 1973-nucleotide messenger RNA. RefSeq names its product BTB/POZ domain-containing protein. Gene Ontology annotation, molecular function: protein binding. The transcript is spliced from 2 exons. The record is from RefSeq and is a predicted model, not a curated record. Bases 155 to 1666 code for a protein of 503 amino acids. Lineage: Eukaryota; Viridiplantae; Streptophyta; Magnoliopsida; Malpighiales; Salicaceae.
AGCAACAAUAACAGCCCCCCACCUCCCCUUCUUUAUUGGAUUCUCCCUUUCUUUCUUUUUCCUCAACUUUCCCACAUUUAAACCAAAUCCAGGCAGUAAAAUUGUUGCUUCCCGUAUUCAUUCAUUCACCGGAAAACCCUAGUAGAUCAAAUAGAUGGCUUCAGAAAGACAAGUGUCAAGAAUGAUAAAGCAAGGAUUUUUAUCCUCAGACCCAACUCUUUCUUUUAACUUGCCAUCAUCAACAACUCCACCUCAUAUGAAGAUGGUCUCAAAUAACAGUAGGAGUAAUAGGAGCCUUAACAAUCUCUCUCCACCAUAUACUACUACUCCAGUAUAUCCAGAUCACCAAAACCAAACUUUAUUCCAGAUGAUGUCAGAUGAACAGAACCACCAAAGUAAAAUCUCGAAAAUAAUGAAAGAAUUUGAGGACUUGAAUUGCUAUGGAAGGGGCGAUGUGAGGCUGACAGUAAUUGGGAAAGAUGGGCAUACACGGAUUUCAAUGGAUGUGCAUAAAAGGGUUCUGUUGGAAAAGAGUGGCUUCUUUAGGGAUACUUUGAGAGGGAGAGAUCAAGGGGUUGUUAUGCAAUCUGUGGAGAUCAGUGACUGUGAUGAUGUUGAGGUUUAUUUGGAGACUUUAGUUUUGAUGUAUUCUCAUGAUCUGAAGAGGAGAUUGAUGGAUGAGGACGUCUCCAGGGUCUUGGCUUUCCUCAAGGUAUCUGCAGAUAUCAUGUUUGAAACAGGGAUUGAGUCAUGCUUGGAAUGCUUGGAAGCUAUUCCAUGGUCUGAGGAUGAAGAGGAAAAGGUUGUAACUCAACUCAGUCAACUUCAGCUCUGUGACUUGGCAGCUGAAGUUCUCCAGAGAGUGUCAUCCGAACCAUCUACAUCUACUAGGGGUGAUGACAUCUUCUUGAGACUGUUGAGUGGUGUUAUGCAGGCCAAAGACGACAAAGCCCGCCGAGAAAUGAGAAAUCUGAUUUCUCGCUUUUUUAGAGAAAAUUCAUCUGAUAACAGCAAUAGGCUUGAUGUUUCUAAAGAUUCCCUUUAUUCUCUCUGCCAAAGAUGUCUUAGCUCUCUUAUUCUAUGCUUAUCUGAAGUUACUGGCAUAGAUGACUGCAGGGUUGAUAGAGGGGUUUUAAUGGCCCAAGUAGCUCAAGAAGCUGAGAAUAUGCGCUGGAUUGUUGACAUUCUAAUUGAUAGAAAAAUUGGAGAUGAAUUUGUGAAAUUAUGGGCAGAUCAGAAGGAGCUUGCACUGCUCCAUUCUAGAAUUCCAACCAUGUACCGACAUGAAAUCAGCAAGAUUACUGCACAACUAUGCAUUGCAAUUGGGAGAGGACAUAUCUUGGUGCCAAAAGAUAGCAGGUUUUCUUUGCUGUCUACCUGGUUGGAAGCUCUUUAUGAAGACUUUGCGUGGAUGACAAGGUCCUGUAGAUCUGUGGAUAAGAAACUGGUGGAGGAUGGACUUAGCCAGACAAUUCUUACCCUUCCAUUGCUUCAACAACAGACAAUUUUGCUUACUUGGUUUGACCGUUUUCUUAGUAAGGGGGAUGACUGCCCCGAUAUCCAGAAAGCAUUUGAGGUCUGGUGGAGAAGAGCUUUCAUCAGACAAUAUGCGGCUGAACAGGAUAGUUCCCACUUGCAAAUAACUGUCUGUGAUCAUCCAGACUGAAAGACACACGUCAACAAGAUCAAACGAAGUCGAAGCCACAAUAUGUGCCAAUGACGUGAAUAAGUCUUUUUUGGUGGUUUAUAUCAGUAGUUUCAUUUUUUGAUCCUCAAAUCUGCUUGGACAUGAAUAUAUUGUUUUGAGCUGUCUCUAAGGAUUCAAAGGCUGUGUAAUAUGAAACAAUGCACGAGCAUUGAGAAGUCGUGAAACCUGUGGCAUUUGACUUGCUGAUAGUAGCCUUUUAUUUGUAUCUAUAAAGAGGUCAUACUUAAUUUGUUUUUGUUAGAAAUUAAAUUUCUUAACGACCAAA